Molecule: messenger RNA, 2673 nt
Organism: Spodoptera litura
Lineage: Eukaryota; Metazoa; Arthropoda; Insecta; Lepidoptera; Noctuidae
Source: RefSeq, a predicted model, not a curated record
AUACGUACGUCUUUGACAACUCAGGAUCUUCACAACAAAUUGUAAAUGUGUUUUUAAAUUUAUCUAUUGAUUUUUAAUUGAUCUACAAAAUGGCGAAACCUUUGCAAAAGGAACGAGAGAACAGAUCAGCGGAGAAGAAGGAUCUGGCCUUCCACCCUUACGUUAUAUCCCCUGAAAGUGCGCACACAUCGAUAUUGUUGCUCGACGCUGUAGAACCUGAAAUAAUAUGUCAGACCCUCCGAGCAAUAACAAAGUUUGCGGCGCAAGAGAUGACGAACCGUGAAAUCCUGUUCGGUUUGGACGCGAUAUCACACAUCCUGCCUCACGUAGAGGCUAUGGAGCUGAACAUCCGAAGGUUUGCUCUAAAGGCCUUGGCACAGCUCUGCCAGUUACCACGAGGACCAGAGCAAGUAUUGGAGGACUCACAAAACUUGAGAAAGAUUGCUUCUAUGCUUGUGAGGUUCGAAGACGUCUUCGUUUUAGAGUUUGCGUCUUUAGUUCUAGCAGAACUUACUAAGGAACCACUUGGUUGUGAACAACUCCUGUCAGCUAACAUCCUCAGCACUUUGUUUGCCAGGAUGAAAAAUAGUCUAGACCCUGAUGUUCAGAAAAAUUGUCUUCAGACAUUAAGCAACCUCCUGGAAGAUCCGAUAUGUGCUGCCGAAGUGACGAAGAAUACACAAUUCAGCUGGCCAUCACUACUAGCGCUGAUGCAAAGCAAGUUCCUAGCAAUACAACAUGCAGCUAUAAAAACCGUGGACCAAUUGAUCUGCAGAUACAAGGACCAGGUUGUGCAGAAGACGUUCCGAGCUUCUACUGGUGUUUUGGAUCUCUGCGAUAUAUUGGAGUCGUAUGAAUUCCGUGACGUCCACGCAAUGGUGCUGGGCGUACUCCGCAACUACGUCGAGACUGAGGAGAAUGCGUCACACAUCUACCAGUCGGGAUGUAUCCUUCGUCUGCUCGCCUAUCUGGACGUGGCGCUGCCGGCUAUGAAGCCACAUUGCUUGGCUGUCCUUACUAAAAUGUCUUAUACUGCUAAUGGAAGAGAGGCUCUAUUCAACACGGAGACCGACAUGGUGUUUUGCAACCAGCUACUGAGCUCCAACGUGGAUUUGUUGGCUGACGCGGCGAUGGGCGUCGCCAACAUGACGCAGCUUCUAGCGUCGGCUGUGCGCAUGUGUGAUAAUACCAAUAUUAUAGAUGCUUUGUGUGUGAUCGUCGCAGAUGACUCAGCAAUCUGGUUCUCCAUCAGACUGAACGCUUUGAAAGCCAUAGUGGAGCUAUGUCGAGUGAUCCCUAAAGCUGCCUUCACUGUCGUCGAAAGCAAGCCGUUUACCGCUAUCAGAAAUGUCAACAAAAAAUUCGCUCAGACUCCCAUCGAAGCUCAGAGGCUGGCGGUGCAGUGCUACAUCAACCUGGAGAUAUAUCACGUCAGCAAGAAGGCCAUGGUCAACGGAGACUUCAUGGCUGAACUCCUCGCCAUCUUGCAGCGUCCAGACAUCAGUUUGAAGAUCCUAACGUGCACUGUACUGACCGGUCUGAUGACGGAGGAGAUAGCUAGGGAUCUGUUCACCUUGAAGAAAGGCGAGGAUGUGAUAUCAAAGAACCUGCUCAUAGAACACGUAGGGCUGGCCACUGCGCUGUGCGCGUUCAUCAUCGCCAGCGUCAGCAACGAGGGAGCAGACAUAUACUUAGACUUAGGGACUGUACACUAUAUGGUGGAGAGCAGACAAGCGCGGUACAUAGUGAGUGCGUGGGAACCAGCGCUGGAGGCCAUCUUCCGCCGACAUCCGUCCGCCAAGCUGGCUUACACAGGCAGACUGGACAUUAAUGACUUCACUCAAGAGGGUUUCUACUGCCUCAAACGGCUCGACGACCGUUUCCCCAGCAUCCAGACUGUGAUGACGCAGACAGGUCGGCCUCGCAACCCCGUGUUCUUUUGCAUGUUCCUGCAACCAUCACGCGCAGACCGCUUGUCUGAUUCUAAACUGUCGACGAUCUCUGGAAGGAUGCGGUUCCCUCCUGUACCUGAUGACUCUAACCUACGGGAGUAUCUUCUUAAGCUACGCCUAUGGUUCGGUGACCCAGCAAGAUCACUGCAUUACUUUGAGAUAGAAGAUGCUCAUUACGAAGUGAGAUACCGGGAGAAGUGCGAAGAAGUAUCAUCGUCACUGAAGCAGCGCGCGCAGCUACUGGGGGAGUACGUGGCGGAACAAAUGAGUGGACUCACGCAGGAAAGGGACUGUUCCAUGCCUAGCGUAGACUUACAUCUUGCUGAUCUUAUGUCGGACCUAGCGUCCCCAGUGAUAGGCCUGGGCUACGUGAAGUGUGGCGGCCCGCUGGAGAGGGCGCUGCUGUACAAGGUGCUGGCGGACCGAGUCGGCAUACCGUGCGCCUUGUUCCGCUCCUGCAGCGCGUACGCAUGGUGCGAGGUGGGGGUGCCUGAGAUUGAUCCAGAAGAAGACCGCGAGAAAGUACACAACUUCCCAGCAGGUUUGCUCAGAGCGAACUACAUAGUAGACCUAAUGAUAAAGCCUGGACGACUCAUACCACGCGGCGGUAGAGACUCCAAGAAGAUAUGCGGCCCAGUGUGUUCCCCGCCUUAUAUUUCGAGGAAACUACCAUCAGUUUGCAAAUGUGAGAAGAAAUGUGACUAGUUUAAUAAAGAGAGAA